Molecule: messenger RNA, 177 nt
Organism: Aspergillus chevalieri
Lineage: Eukaryota; Fungi; Ascomycota; Eurotiomycetes; Eurotiales; Aspergillaceae
Exons: 1
Coding region: 1-177 (58 amino acids)
Source: RefSeq, a predicted model, not a curated record
AUGCAGCUCUCCAGCAUCCUCACUUUCACCGUCGCCCUCCUGGCCGGCCACGCCCUCGCCAACCCCGAGCUCCAGAAGCGCACCACCUGCCAGGCAUGCAGCGUUGGUGGCAUUGAGGGUGGCGCUGCCUGCUGCUCUGCCCACGUAUGUUUUCACCGUAACGAGCACGUUGAUUGA